UGUCUGCUGUGUUGCAGCUUCACUCAGAGACAGCAUGGCUUCCAGGUUGGAGGAAGAUCUCUGCUGUCCGGUCUGUAAGGACGUCUUUAGAGAUCCUGUCUUCCUGCCCUGCUGCCACAGCUUCUGUAAAGCCUGUCUGCAGACCUGGUGGACGGGGAAAGAAGUACAGGAGUGUCCAGUCUGUAAAACAGAAUCUUCAAGAAGAAAUCCCCCCUGUAACCUGGCUUUAAAGAACCUGAGUGAGACCUUCUUACAGGAGAGAGAUCAAAACCACAGAUUCAGACCCAUGGAUGAAGCUGUUCAGGAUCUCAGGGAGGAGCUCCAGAAAGCUCUGCAGCCCUUUCAGGAGAAACUGAAGCUCUUUGAAGAAGUUAAAGUGGAGUUUGAUCUAACAGCAGGACACAUGAAGGUCCAGGCUCAACACACAGAGACGCAGAUCAAGGAGCAGUUUAAGAAGCUUCACCAGUUUCUAGAAGAGGAAGAGGAGGCCAGGAUGGCUGCACUGAGGGAGGAAGAUGAGCAGAAGAGGAGGAUGAUGGAGGAGAAGAUGGAGGCUGUGAGCAGAGAGAUAGCAGCUCUUUCACACACAGUCAGAGCCACAGAGAAGGAGCUGAGAGCUGGAGACGUCUCCUUCCUGCUCAACUACAAGGCUGCAGUGGAGAGGCUGCAGCGCCCCCUGCUGGAGGAUCCUCAGCUGCCCUCAGGAGCUCUGAUAGACCAGGCCACACACCUGGGCAACCUCAGCUUCAACAUCUGGAGCAAGAUGAAGGACAUGGUGUCCUACUCUCCUCUCAUCCUGGACCCAAACACUGCUCAUAGAGGACUCGUCCUGUCUGAAGAUCUGACCAGAGUGAGACGAGGAGUAGAGGAGGAAGAAGAGGGAGAGGAGGAAGAAGAGGAAGAGGAGGAAGAGGAAGAGGCGGAACAGAAACUUCCUGAUAAUCCAGAGAGGUUUGAUUCUGACUGGUCUGUCCUGGGCUCUGAGGGCUUUAACUCAGGGACUCACAGCUGGGAUGUCCAGGUUACAGACAGUACAUUCUGGACACUGGGUGUGUUGGCAGAGUCUGUCCAGAGGAAGAGAAGCAUGUGGUCUGGAUCAUGGGGAAUAUUAUUCUCUGAAGGUGAAUACUCAGCAUGGUCAGCUUCAGAUCUAUCCACUCCUCUCAGCCUGCAGCAGGAGCUCCAGAGGCUCAGAGUGAAUCUGGACUGGAACAGAGGAGAGUUGUCGUUCUCUGAUCCUGACACUAACACACACAUACACACCUUCUCACACACUUUCACUGAGAAGAUGUUUCCAUACUUUAACACUGUGGGUGAAGUGAAGAUAUUACCGCUGAAGGUGUGUGUGACAGUGGAGCAGAGCAGGUAGAGAUCAACGGGAUCAUUAUAUCUAUGAUGUUUAUCUCUUAAAGCAGGCGUGUGCAAACUUUUUUUCAAAGAGGACCUUGUUAUAAAUUGUUCAUUUGUGAUUUGUGCAUGAUGGGAAAAUAAAUAAAUAAUAUGUUUAAUUCAACUGCAAGUUUGAGCAGCGAAUCAUUUAUCAGAUCCAAAAUCAAAUGCAUUUUAA
Molecule: messenger RNA, 1567 nt
Organism: Trematomus bernacchii (emerald rockcod)
Lineage: Eukaryota; Metazoa; Chordata; Actinopteri; Perciformes; Nototheniidae
Product: tripartite motif-containing protein 35-like
Exons: 2
Coding region: 35-1369 (444 amino acids)
Molecular function (GO): metal ion binding; protein binding
Source: RefSeq, a predicted model, not a curated record